Molecule: messenger RNA, 7723 nt
Organism: Daphnia pulicaria
Lineage: Eukaryota; Metazoa; Arthropoda; Branchiopoda; Diplostraca; Daphniidae
Exons: 9
Coding region: 3866-7033 (1055 amino acids)
Biological process (GO): mitophagy by internal vacuole formation; mitochondrial protein catabolic process
Cellular component (GO): mitochondrial outer membrane
Source: RefSeq, a predicted model, not a curated record
CUACUUAAAGAUUUCUUCGCCGUUAAAAAUAGGUGAAAUGUUGAAAUCUGGGAAAAUUGGAGGAAUUGAGGAAUAAUAAUAAUAAUAACUUAUUCAGAAAUUCCCCCCUUUUUUUCGCAUUGUUUUCGCAUUUCUGUGUUGAGAUUCGAUCUACUAUUUUUUGUUUGCAUAGAAUUUUUAAAAUAUGGAAUACCGCUGGCCGAUGGCGCAGCCUAUUGCUAACGGGCGGCUCGGUCAUGGCCCCCAUCGCGCUCGCGCCAAAGAACUGCCAGAUCUUGAUAUGAAUUUUUCUUGUUGGUUAUUUUUUUCUUCUUCUUUUUUUGUUGUUGCCUUUCACAAGUAGUCGGCAAAGUCUUCGUUUGCCUUUGUUAAGCAAACGACAGAAUGGGCAGCAGCAAGAGAACGAGGCGGAACUUUUGGUCAUCCGCCGCCCGGGAUGCGGAUGGAUGCGGAGACCAGCCGCCGAACUAAGUGAACAACCCCAAAAAGGAAACAGUGGAUCGAUUGUUUGUUUGUUUUUUCCUUCUUUGUAUGAAGAAGCUUUUGUAGCGGCCUCGCCUCUGCCAAGUUGCGAUGAGUUGUCGACAACUCCUCGCUGCGCGCUACUUGAACAGCUACAAACCUACAAGCAAAGUCUCUUGUAAUAAUAAAAACAUUUCGACGAAAUGCAAGUGAAUCACGACGCUUGUGUGUGUUUGACUAGUCGUGCCUUAUUUCCAGAUGAUGUUAGAAAUAAAAAAAAGAAACGCUAUCCUUUGAUUCUUCCCAGUCACAUAAUUUCUGUUUAUUUGAUAGUUAAUUCUUGAUGGCAAGAGUUUUCGGUUGGUUAGAGUGUGGUGAAGACGAGGUGAAGGCUGGCGGGCCCAAUAUGGAAAGGAAUUAGGGAACCGGUGACAACUUUGAAAACGGGGAAAAAUGGGACCUCGUUGCGGUUGUGUUAUUCAGCUCCUCUUCAAUUCAGCCCGUCCCUGUCCCCAAAAGAACUUGUUUAUUUUUUAUUAAUUCCGUGUAUUUUUCUUUUUUCUGUUUAAAUUUUCUGUUUUAAUGAUUUGUGUGUCCUGGGUGGUUCAUCUUUUUCUCUAUGGAGAAUCGUCAAGUUCGUAUGUAAAAAUACAUAGGAAGAGAUUACGGACAUCAGAAACUCAGUCGAGCAACGGCCAAUUGUUCGGCGUGAAAAAAAUCCAAGUCAGCUCACGUCGUAUAAUGCUGGAAAACGGGCCGUUCAAGUUGGCCAGGCACACACGCUCACGACCGGACAACUGACCAGAUACAAAAAAAAAUUGACAUUUUAUUUCAUUUUAUUUUUCUUUUUGUCUUGUGGCUUAAUAAUUCGCGUGCCACCACUACCACCACCACCACCAACCGCCACCAGUUGAUACGCCCAGUCAGUGGCGUUGCGUAGAUCAUCUGCAAGGCGUUCCUAACUUAUUUUUGUUUUCCCCUUCCUACCCAUUCCAGUCUGUAGAGGUAUUUAACCAGAAUUCACGGGAAUUGCGCACGGCAACGGAGGCAGAAGAAAAAUGAUCGUUUUGGUUGCUGCUGACUUUCUUCCGGGGUAUGCGGCGGCUCUGUUGUUUUCGGCAAGGAAAAAGCGGAGCAUCACAUAACAGCAGCCAGAGGAGUUCAUUUGCCGAGAGAAAGAUAGGAUCUAACUAUUCGUGUUUCGGUUCCGCAUUGUCAAGUUUUCCGAGGGGAUUUUUCAUCAUGUAGCCCCUAGACCAGUCGGCGUGCUGGCAUCGCAAUUGUAUUCUUGUGCUCAUCAUCAUCGUUGACUUGGUCGCUGCUAUUUCCUUCAUAGCUGGGCGGGGGAGACGAGGGAGAGAAAAAUGACUUGAAACAACAAAGAACUCGACUCGAAAAGUUGCUGCUGGAAAAAGAUCAAAUUGUGUUUGGUAUACGCCGAGAAGAAGAGAAAACGAAAACAAACUCACGACUAAUCAUUUAAUGGGAGGAGAUGAGACCCCAAAAGAGUUGGGUAGAGGGAGGUUCGUCCCGCGGGAGUGGUCCCGAAAAAGAAAAAAAUCCCAAAAAAAGAAAAGAUGAAAAUAGGAGGUGAAUCGAUGCAGAAAGAAUGCUGGUGGAAAGUAUUUGCACCAGUCGGGGUAGGUGAGUGUUUUAAUGAUAAGCAAGUUAUUUUGCUUUUAUUGUUUGUCUCUUUUAUUUUAUUUUAUUUUUUUUUUCUACCUUGGAAAAGUGGACCGCGCGAUGUUGUUGCGCACGUCGCCCAUUCAGUACCGAUGGGGAAUUGUAUUGGGUUUGACGGGAUGUGACGGCAUCCAUUCUUUUGGGCGAUUGUCUAUUGAGAUAUUGUUGGAAGACGACCCGAAUUUCGGAUUCUUCUUUUUCUAUCCUGUAGAGAGGGAAAACUGAAAAAUUGUUGUUUUCUUUCGUAUGACGUGGGGUGGAAGAAACCUUCGGAAAACACAUUCAACGGAAUGUAAUGUGAUAUUAGGGUCCCCAACUCUUGGCAUAUCCUCGAUUUCUUUUCUUUUUCUCACUCUCACACUCCCAUUAUCAUUAGGGUUUUCUUCAUUCAUCCCACUCUAGCGUUAUUUAGUGUACUCGUGUUGUCAUCUUUUUUCUAUUCUUCUGUUUGACUUUCUGCUGUCUCUUCCUUUCUCUCAUAUUUAUUUUUCUCGCUUUCAAUUGCCAUUUUUCAUUUCGAGGUGACACAAUGGUGAGCGCCAGUUUCUCCUUCUUUUAUUCCCUUCGCUGAAAAAGAAGAAUUUUUGAAAAGAAGUUGUAAUAAUGGAAAGAAAUCGUUCUGCGUCGUUUUCGUGUGGGCACACGCGUUGCCUAUCCAAUUGGCUGCGCUCCGGAGAUUCCGGAUGUGCCAAAAAACACACAAACGCGCGUUAUGUAUGCGGUGACGUGUUUCGCUCAAUCGACUGCAAUUCAUCGAAGAAUGUUUCCAGUAUCAAACCAAAUGAAUUCAAUCAAUAUGCUGGGCAUAUUGUAUGGAAGGAAAUGGAAUUUUAAAUGGAAAACUCUCGCGUGUUCCUCGUACAUUAUAGUAUACCCCCUUUAAAGAAAAUAUGGUCAGCCCCCAUGUAAAACGGCCUGACAUAUUUUGUUUUUCCGAAUAAAAGAGUAGAGGGUGGUGGAGAGGGUUGGUUAAGAAAAAGGAAAGAUUCACUCCACCACCUCAUUUUUUUUGUAUUUUUUCUUUGUGCCCAAAGAAGUGGAAGGUGGAGGAGGUUCUCGACUUUGGAAUGGUAAGAGGGCGGGGCCUUCUUGUAGCACACUGUGGCAUUCGGGCUCGUGUGUGUGUGUUAAGAAAAAAUUUUUUUCUCUCUCUUCGGUCUGUAACUUUGGUUUGCCUUUACCUAACCUAUUCCUCCUCCUCUUUUCCCCCCUUCUUCGCUCCCCCACCUUUGGAUUCCUCAACCACCUCUGAGACAACAAGAAAGUGGAAGUUUAAGGCAGGAGGAGUGAGUAGUACCCCCCCUUUAGGGGAAGAAGAAAACGAGUCAAAAGUAGCCGAGCCGUCCGACUGGGCUAGCAGUUGUAUGUUGGUCGCCGUUCAUUCAAGACUGUCAUCGGUUUGUGUCGUUAAAUUCCUUCUUUUAACCCGUUACAGCUGAUGCUCGGUCACGAUAGACUUCUCGUCGGCCAAAACAGGAGUUGAGAGAGAUAAAAACCACCGUCCAGCAAGAGAACUUGAAUCUUCUGUUAGUUUGUCUUUCUUUCCUGGGUUAUUGAACUCAUCUUACCCCAGUCCGAGCCAUUUAUUUAAUUUCGCGUGACCUUUUCAAGUGUGUGUUUGUGUAUCAUCUGCUGCUGCUGUUUGUCAAGUGACGAUCCACAGACAUUCCUUCACCAGUCCACGACUGACUGGUCAAAGUACAGCCGGAACGACGAAAAAAUGGCGCCUAUUCAUCAGCGGAUGGACAGGUAUCACGACCUGCCACCUCCGCCGCCGAUUCCGCUCAAGUUGAAGCCGAAAACGUUGAAGAAAUUGUCGCAACAGGCAGCCAGAGGACAGCCGCUCUACUUGAUUGUCGGUCCUCAUGCUGCGGCCGCUGCAGCUCCGCGGCCCAUGGGCGGAUCGAUGCAUCCGCCGCCAUUGCCACCCCAUCCGCCUCACGCAGGACAUCAUAAUCAGCAUCCAUCGCGUAACUUUGCCGUUGUUCAUCCGCGAAUCGAACGUCAGCAGAGAAUGCCGGGAAUGCCUGGACCAGCCAACAGCGUCGGAACGGCCGCGUCCGGCAGUGACUCGAUGAAAAGUAUGAGUUUUUCUUCCGCCCAAGGCAUGAUGGACAGCCAGAACCGAUUUCGUCCCGACAACUUCAACCUGCGCCUACGCGCCCAUCAGCAACUGUUCCCAUGGAACCCACACAAUCAGAGCAAUCAGAGCCACAGCAGCAAAAGUUCGGCCAAUUGGGUGAGGCAUUUGACCAGCGACGACGACGUCGAAGAAGAAGAAGAAGAGGAGGAAGAAGAAGAGGAAAUCAGCGCCGCUAAUCGUAAUAACAAUAAAGUAGACACCAUCUCCUCUUUGGAUGCUGUGACUCCAAGGGCCAGCAGCGGUGUCCGACCCGAAUACCAGCUUGGCCCAUCCGACCGCAACGCCCGCCUCGUCGGAGAGAUUCAAUUGAGCUCACGGGUGGCCUCCAUGACCAUAGCCGAUGUCAGCCCUCGAUUUGCCUUCAAGAAAAUUAUGAUGCUGUCAGAUAACAAGCAGUACCGCGAAUCUGCCAAUUUUAUUAACCGACUAAGUGGUGGCACGUUCGGCGUCAUCGUUCACGACUUGCCCGUCGAUCAGUUCAUCGAGGCCAUGCCGCAAUCGCUGCCCAUCGUCGAGUCUCUGUACACUAAAGUGUUUCUGUCGGACGGAAUGACUCGCAACUCUAUCCAGUUUCUCCGUCCGGAGAACGUCGUCCAGCAGAUGGUCAAGUAUUUCGCUCACCAGGAAGAUCAUCCACCUGCACCCAAUGCAGGAUCAGCGACCGGUUGGCCGCCAAAUGUCUGGCGUUGGGACUACUGCGGUCCGUUCAUCUCCAGCUGCAAGAAAUUAUUGCGCGUCAUCGUCCUCACCGAGCCCAAGAUCCGCAAAAGUCUGUUCCAGAAGCGCCGGGCUCUGAGCAAAGCCAUCGAGGGCUUGGGCCAGCACGGACUCGUUGGCACUUCGGACGAGAAUCUCAUGAAUUUACACGAUGCCUUACAGGACGAGUUCAAUCGUGUGGUGCAAUCGUACAAGAGUGCCCUGGACAAGAUGGUAGAACUGGAAUUGGCGCAGAAGAAAGGCGCAAACCGGACGGUAUCAAACGGGCCGGCUCCUAUCGCCGCCUCGCAUCAGCGCCUUUUGUCGCUGAAGCAAUCGGAAAUCCAGGAGCGACUCAUUAAAAACAAGACGCUGCUGAAUGUCGUCGAGCCGACUUUGACCAACCACUCGCUGGACCUCUUCCUGGGCAUCCUACAGCGACGCAUCGAACUCGACAAGGAAGCCCUGUUCCAGUUCAGCCAGCUGAAACGUGACCAGCCCACCAAACCGGGCGAAACCACUCCGCACAUCGUCAUCGCUCCCAUCCUGAUGAAAUACUCGCACGGAUGCCAACAGGUUUUGGAUCUGAUGAGAGAAGUGAGUUCGGAUCAGGGCCACCAAGAUGAAGAUUUGGAAGAUUCCAGCGACGUUUCGGGCUAUCAUUCGGACUCUGAUUCGGCGGUGAUGAUGUCGGGCAAUUCACCUUUCGUAUCAAACAGCGCCCGCUACAAUUUCCUUUCGCGAUCAGUUCGGUUGGGGAGCCGUGCGAGCAUCCGGGCGUCGUUGCUCGUCAAUUCGCUGGGAUUGGAAGCGGUCGAGAUCAAAGGGCAGAACGGUCAGGGCCAAGGCCAAUCCAGAAACGGCCGACGAAUGCUGAUGGCUAAAGCUAAAAACUCGUCUUCAAUGUCAUCGUCGACGGGCUCGAAUUCGCCCAGCAGCGAACGGGAGAUCGACUACCGUUCGAGUGGAAUUUCAUCUGGAACCGGAUCGCCCGAUUCCCGGCAGGCUCUUGCGAAAGAUGGAGGUCGUCUGACCACUACCACCACGACGACUACGACUACGACUCCUCCGUGUCAGCGGUGCCAAGUUCAGAAUUUGAAUAACACAAUCGUCGGCACCCAUGGCGUCGACCCGGGACUGCAGGCCGAAUUGGAAUCCAUCAAAGCCGAGAUGAACAAGGCUAAUGCAACGAUAUGCGCCCUUCAGGAACGCGAGAAGAAAAUGAAAGCCAGCAGGAUGGCAAUCCAAGCCCAGAAGAUGGUGGAACGUGGUGUGGGACCCAGCAAAUUCGAAUCGACUUCGACCGAGCAGCGAUCUGAGCUGAUUCAAAAUUACGGCGGGCUGUACACUCAGUCGCGCGUCGAAACGCUCGAUUACCUCGACAAAUUGGAAGAGCUUCGCGGCGCUGAUGAGCUCAAAUCCAAGCUGCUUUUCUCCGUCAUUGUGUUGGCGUUCCGUUCCUUGCAAGCUACAUCGACCCAAAUGAAGGAUCACAUCAAGAGAAUCUUGCAGAUUCCGCCGGGCUCGACGCAUCAGCCCAUGAAUAAUAACAGCGCCCUAUAUCUGCCGCCACCUCCUCCACCGCCGCCGUCAAUGUUGACUGCGCCAUCGCAUAAUAAACGCCAGAUCACGCCGCCCGCUAAGCCGACCAAGCCGGCCAAACCAUUGCGCAAAGAGCGCAAUCCUGGAUUUGAGGUGGAACAAGCCGUGGCUUAUUAUCUGAGAGAGUCUGUCGCUACGUUUGAUCUGACCAAAAACACAGAGGAUGUUUGCAAUCAAAUCUGGGCAACUUUGUACGAUUAUCCUUGCCUUCGCUCUUGCGACCCGCUGGUCAAAUACAUCAAGGACUCGGUCCGUCUGGCUUGGUCCCUUGUUAAUCAGUCACCUCCAUAUGUGCUUGACUACGAGGCCAGAAGUUUCAAUGCCGACUAUCACAUCCGUUUCCAUACUUCCGAUCCCAACGACAAUUCCAUCAAGACCUACCUGUGGCCAGCGCUGGUCGAAGGCCACAACGGACCAUGCCUCCAGAAGGCCGUAGUUAUCACCUAAACGAUAACAGCAGAUUAGACAAGGUGCCCAAAACCUGCUGAAACGAAAUUUGUAACUUGACAAGUUGGAACUUUUGCCCGCCUUCUACCCGCAUCUAACUAUAUAGUAUAUAAUUACUACGUCUUUCCUUCUAUCUAUGGAUAACCUUGAUGUGUCGGAUUCUGAUACUGUAUAUCUUUUUGUUUUUCUUAAUUAUGUAUACUUUUUACAUUUAAAAUAUUUUUCUUAUUAUGCUCGAUCCAUCAUUUUACGUUUUUAAAUUUUUACUAUUCAUCAUAAUAUCAUCAGUCAGUCUGGAUAGCGGGAUUGAUUCUGUAACAAUUUAUCCCAUUUUUUCUAAACCAACUAUUUUAUUACGUGAUUGUAAUCAAAAUUCCACUGUAAUCAACGAAAUUAUUUCUUCUUCCUCUACCCGUGAAAUGACGAUUGAUCACGAAAUCUGAUGGGCAAUCCAGAUUGGCUUCUUGACGUCAACCAGGAACAUUUACAACAAGAUGCCCCUUUUGGGGCUCUUUAUUUGUUUUUUAAUUAUUUUUCUAAGCAGGUAAUUCCCCCGUUUUAUACAUACAAAAAAAAAAAAAAAAAAAAAAAAACAUUAUUAAUUUUAUAUAACGCAUUUGUAUCAAACCAAGUUUCUCGUCUUAUUAUAUCUUGGCGCUGUUGAAUGUAAUACAAAAGCUCCUUAUUGUA